AUGAGGAUCUCUAGGCUGCUGCUGAUAGCCGGUGUGGCUCAGGCUGCUAUUGUUACCGACUUCAUUAUCACGACGCUCGCUGACGGUACUCUGUCUACCGUGACUUCCAUAUAUGACAAUGCGAAACCAAAGACGGACACGGAUACUGAUACAGAUACAGAUACGGAUACGGAUACAAACACUGCCACGGGUACUACGAAGGCUACGACUACAAACACCAACACCAACACCAAUACUAAUACAGGCACGAACACGGGGGUGAAACUGAUCACUACAAGUACUGUUGUCACUGAUGCCGCCGGUGUGAUCAAGACUGUGCCUACGGUUAUCACCUCUGGUGUGAAACAAACAGGUACUACCACAGGUACCACCACGGGUACCACCACGGGUACCACCACGGGUACUACUGGCACUAAGAAGUCUUACGUGUCCACUAUAACUACUGUUGACGCUGCUGGUAGGCCUGUCACAUUGACUACGACCAUUACUGGUACCAACACAAACACUAACACCAACACCAACACUGGUACGGCAAACACACCUUACGUUACCACUAUUACCACUACUAACAUCAACGGUGUCACCGUCACUCUGACGCAGACCGUCACGCCAACCAAGGCGGCUGUUGACCCUGCAGCCGCAAAUGGUGCGCUUACUGCCUUCGUCGUGAAGUCCAAGCCUUCUGACUUGGUUGGCACUGCUCCAGACGGAAGACCAGACCCAUCCCUGGUGUCGUUCACCGAGGUGCCGGCUACGCCAGUGACUACCGUGCCAAUCGACACUUACAUCACCAUCACAGAAGGCACCACCAGAACUUACACGACCUUGCGUGUCCCUACCUCUAUCUGGGUCACAAUCACCAACGCCGCAGGCCAAACAGUCACUUUCCAAACCACAUACAUGCAGAGAUUCUCCUCGCAAUACUUGGAAGUGGCGUCCCCAUCCUCGGGCUCCAUUGGUCUGGGGUCCCUGCAAGGCGAAGUCGGUGUUGUCAAGAGCGUCAUGGUGAUGUCCCAGUCCGCCAACGCCGCUCACAAUAACGCCAGAGCCGGAACACCUGUAACCUCCAUCUGUAUGUCUCUAGCCAUGGCUUUCUUGACUAUGUUCACAUGGUUUAUGUGA
This is a messenger RNA of Nakaseomyces glabratus, 1122 nucleotides long. It is a transcript of the gene KRE1, whose product is annotated as Kre1p. NCBI's taxonomy places the organism in Eukaryota, Fungi, Ascomycota, Saccharomycetes, Saccharomycetales, Saccharomycetaceae. Gene Ontology annotation, biological process: fungal-type cell wall organization. The record is from RefSeq and is a predicted model, not a curated record.